Paramecium octaurelia is the source of this 1530-nucleotide messenger RNA. The record is from the annotation of a GenBank genome assembly. Lineage: Eukaryota; Ciliophora; Oligohymenophorea; Peniculida; Parameciidae.
AUGAAUCACACUUUAAUUUAAAAAUAAUAUCCAAGUUGGCACAUGAAUCACACCACUAAAAUUAAGAAAUUACCUGUUACAGUACUUUGUGGUUUUUUAGGGUCAGGAAAGACAACCCUAUUGAACUAUAUUCUUAAAUAGCGCCAUGAUUGCAGAAUAGCUGUAAUUGUUAAUGACAUGGGAGAGAUCAAUGUCGAUUCGAACUUAAUAAAGGAAGGAAAGUUUAGUGUGAAAAAGACUAAGGAAAAACUUGUUGAAAUGUCGAAUGGAUGCAUUUGCUGCACAUUGAGGUAAUUAUUAGACAUACAGUAUUAGAGAGGAUUUAAUCAAACACAUAUCGAAGAUAGCCAAGUCUGGGUAGUUUGACUAUAUGUUGAUUGAGAGUACAGGAAUAGCUGAGCCAUUGCCAAUAGCCUAAGCUUUUUAUUUUGAAAAUGAGGAGAUGAGAAAGAAGGGAUAGAUGUUGAAGAAGUUCGCUCGACUUGACACUAUGGUCACUAUGGUAUCUUUGAUUAUCUAGUAUUAAGAUUGAUGCCUUGAAUUUCUUGGAGCAAUUGCAAUCGGAUAAAUAAGGAGAGGAAAUGAAUGUAGAUAACAAAUAGAUGGAUUAGAUCCCAUUGUCAUAAUUGUUGUUGGAUCAAGUUGAAUUUGCUAAUGUUAUAAUAUUGAACAAAACAGAUCUUGUGAAUUAGGAGAGAAAAGAGUUUAUAUUGAAUCUCCUAAAGAAACUGAAUCCCAACGCUAAGAUUAUAGAAUCUAUAUAAGGAUAGAUAGAUUUAAAGGAAAUUAUCAACACAAAAUUGUUCAACUUUGAAGAAGCCUCUACAACUGGAAAGUGGAUUACCGAACUCUAAAAGCCAAUCCAUAAAAGUGAGAUUGAGGAAUAUGGAAUCUAAUCUUGUGCUUUCAAAUCAAGGAGAGCCUUCCAUCCUGACCGACUAUUUCAACUCAUAGAAAGAAAUACCACUGAAGAACUAUCAUUUUGGAAUAAUAUCAUCAGAUGCAAGGGAUAUAUGUGGAUAGCAAGUUGGGAAAGAUUGAAUAUCCACAUACACAAGGCAGGAACCUAAUUGACUUAUCAUCCUGGUUCCUUUUGGUGGAUAUCCAUACCCAAGAAGGUGUGGGCUGAUACCAAAGAAGAAGUUGAUGUAUAUUAUAUGAUUAUGUCAAUAGGCCAUUUGGGAUGGACUCAAACAGAACUGGCUACCUGAACCAAUUGGGGAUAGAAGAUAGGAGCUUGUGUUCAUUGGAUAAAAUUUACCAAAAUAAGAAAUUUUAGAUGCUUUCGAGAGUUGUUUAUUAAGUGAAUAAGAGAUGGUACAAUUCUUAUAGAGUGGAUGGGAUAAUGCGAAUGAUCCAUUCCCAUAAGAUUGGGGGAAGUUAGUGAAGGAAUUUGAGGAUCUGGGAGAAUUAAGGGGAAAUGAAGGAGAAUGGGAGGAUGUGUGGGAUGAGGAGGGAGAAAUGUAGGAAGAACAUUAAGAGGAUGUAUCCAUGUAAAUAGAAGUUUAAUAAUAAUAAUUGAUAGAUUGA